This is a messenger RNA of Condylura cristata (star-nosed mole), 2381 nucleotides long. It is a transcript of the gene MSANTD2, whose product is annotated as Myb/SANT-like DNA-binding domain containing 2. The record is from RefSeq and is a predicted model, not a curated record. The transcript is spliced from 4 exons. NCBI's taxonomy places the organism in Eukaryota, Metazoa, Chordata, Mammalia, Eulipotyphla, Talpidae. The coding region runs from base 16 to 1695 and encodes 559 amino acids.
GCGGCCGCUUGGAAGAUGGCUGCGCCCUGUGGCUCGGAGCUGCCCGCCAACUCGCCGCUAAAAAUCCCGAAGAUGGAGGUGCUCUCCCCGGCGUCUCCUGGUGGCCUGAGCGACGGAAAUCCAUCGCUGUCUGACCCUUCCACGCCUCGGGGUGCCUCCCCGCUCGGGCCGGGCAGCGCCGCGGGCUCGGGGGCAGCGGCGUCUGGGGGUCUCGGGCUGGGGCUGGGGGGCCGCAGCGCCGCCUCGUCCUCGGUCUCCUUCUCCCCUGGUGGCGGCGGUGGCGGGGCUGCGGCAGCCGCCGCCGCCGCCUGCCGGGGCAUGUCGUGGACGCCGGCCGAGACGAACGCGCUCAUCGCAGUGUGGGGCAACGAGCGGCUGGUGGAGGCGCGGUACCAGCAGCUGGAGGGAGCCGGCACGGUGUUCGGCAGCAAGGCCCCCGGGCCAGCCAUGUACGAGCGCGUGUCCCGGGCCCUGGCCGAGCUGGGCUACGAGCGGACCCCGUCCCAAUGCCGGGAGCGCAUCAAGACCCUUCGCAGGUGUUACAGUCGGGUGAAAGAACAUGGUGUUGGGAAAAGAAAGAGCAGUUACACAUUUGAACAGUUGGAACAGGUGUUUGGUCAGGGAGGAUGGGAUGCUCAGCCCUGCCAGCCUGUACUUAUUAACAGUAGUGGCUUGUACCAGGAGCUGGAGUCAGAUGGCAGCACUAUGGAGGAGUAUUCACAGGAGGACUGGGGAAACCACAGUCAGGAUCUCCAUGGCUACCCAACAGAUCAGGAAUUGGAUGAAAUACCUGUCACAAAGAGAACAUUAAAAAUAAAACAGGAGUCUUCUGAAGAAGCACAGAAGAGAGACAUCAUGCAAAAUAUUGUACAGAUUUUGGAAUCAGUACAGUUGAAAUGGGAACUGUUUCAGAGCUGGACAGACUUUUCAAGGCUUCAUCUCUCUAAUAAACUGGCCAUUUUUGGAAUUGGUUAUAACACCCGUUGGAAAGAGGAUAUCCGUUACCAUUAUGCUGAGAUCAGCUCCCAGGUGCCUCUUGGCAAGCGACUCCGCGAGUACUUCAACUCUGAAAAGCCUGAGGGACGGAUCAUUAUGACCCGAGUACAGAAAAUGAACUGGAAAAAUGUUUACUACAAAUUUUUAGAGAUCACGAUAAGCGAAGCUAGGUGCCUGGAGCUGCACAUGGAAAUUGACUGGAUACCCAUUGCCCACUCCAAACCAACCGGUGGGAACGUUGUUCAGUAUUUAUUGCCAGGAGGCAUUCCCAAAAGCCCAGGCCUUUAUGCCAUUGGCUAUGAAGAAUGUAUUGAGAGGCCUCCCUCACCCCACAUGGAGCGACGUUCCCUGGACCCCGGAAAGGAGGGCCGGGUUGACUUGGAGACCCUUUCAGCACAAGCCUCAUUACAGGUGGAAAUAGAACCCACCCGAAUUAUCUAUUGCUACCUCGGGAUUGCUGAGGUCAGGACUCUGCAGCAAUGUUUAUUUCUACAUUUCCAAGCAAAUACCAAAACCUUCAGCAAAGACUGGGUUGGUAUUAAUGGAUUUUUGUCUCAGAACUGUAUUGUGGAUCCCGGAGUUUCCCCUAAAUCCAUCUACAUCAAAUUUGUAGAAGUAGAGAGGGAUUUUCUUUCCGCUGGCUCUUUAGUUGAAUGCCUGGAAAAAGCCAUUGGAUACCCCUUAAAAUUUAACAACUGAAUGUCAUCCUUCAUAAGGAUUCAGGCUCUGACCUCCCUCUCCUCUGCUCCCUUCCAUUACCCAGACUGUCCCUCGUCCAGACGCUACCAUCAAACUCUUUAUGGAAAAGCUUUCCACAAUCGGGCCAGUACAACUUUUAAGGAAUUAUGGUAGACUUUGGGCAGAAAACACAGACCUCACCUGAAAAUGCUCAUUUUGAGCAAGCAACAUACCCAGUGAACUUGCAUGGUGGGUCAGCUGUUUCUUUUUUAAAAAACAAAAAACAAUUUUUAAAUGGAUUUUAGAGCCCGAAUAUAAACAAAUGUAGGUACAUUCCAUAUUGGACAAAACUUAUACUUUGAGUUUCAUAUGAAAUUGAAAAAUUGUAUUUUUUUCACAAUGUUUCAUUUUUACACAUCUCUAUGUCUAUAUAAGUAUUAUUUACAAUCCUGAAUAAAUAAGCAAUAGACAAUGGCAAGUUAAAUCUUGAGUCACAGUAAAUAAGACUGUUUUUCAAUAUCACCCUUAGCUGUGAUUGUAUAUAAUUUAGACUUUCAUUUUUUCAUCAACCAAGUGUUUUGCUCUUCCCAGUCAGUGUUGCCUGCAAAGAACUUUGUUUCUGUGGUGUACCAAUUUUACAGUUGUGUUGCCAUUUAAACUUUUUUUUUUUUAAAAAAAAAAACAAUAUUAAAGUAAUUCCUGACCUC